AUGGUCCAUCUGAAGUGGACCCUGCUGUCCUGUGAGUAUAUUUGUCUUUACAUGAAACCUUUCAGGCCUCGGGGGUCUCCUAUUGGUUCAACGGAAUCCUCUAACACUUUGACAAACAUAACAGAGAGGAUUCCUGCAGAGAGAGAGCUUUAACGGGAUUACUGUAGCGAAUAAAAACAGUGAUUUCAACCUCGCAGAAAACUGGAGCAGAUGGUCUGUUAUUGUACUAGGUACUUUUUAGACAGGUGUGGUGGUUAGGGGCAAAAACAGUGAGUGGAUAUUCAAAUAAGCUGAGAGCGAGGCAGCGGCCUGGAGGUGAGGAAAUAUUUGUUUUAAAACACCUCAGUGUUUGGUGCAUGUGCAGGUUAAAAAUAUUUGAAUCAGCUGCUCAAAUGUUCAUUUACACUUUUCUUUUUCUUGAGUUUUCUUUUAUUUUUAUUGAGAUGUAGAAAAAUGCAGUGUCAGUGACAAUCCAUAUGACUCUGGUAAAAUCUGACAGUAUUAAUAAGAGGAGUCGGGAGGGAUGGAUGGAGGUAGUCUUUAAGGUUGCCAGAAAGUGCUCAGUAAAGUCUUGAAUCGGUAAAACAGCACCGUUAAGAUUUUGUUGAUUUUUUCACUUAGACGUGUAUUAAUGGAGAUCUGUCUCUCUUUUGUAGGUCUCGCUGCGGUGCUCAUCCUGCUUUCAGUCACCAGUGAGUUCUAAUUUCAUUGUUUUGCUGGUUUUUGCAUUCACAUGUGAACACAUCGUGUAUUUAGAGAAGCAGUUCAGAGGAUUUUCUCAGUUUUGGCCCAAACCAACAGUAAACAAGUCCCCAGUACUUGAAAAAGACACCAUGACAGCCCCGCCAAAGUAAAGCUGAACAUCCAGAGCUCCCUUCAUGACUGGCCACAGUAUAAUUCAUUGUACCAUGUUACCAGAUGGAACAUGACUCCGACUGUAAAAUAAAAACAAAGAUCAUAGGUUUUUUAAGUGAACAUCAGUGGUGUUUGUGAUCCUGAUUUAUGUCCAGAUUUUUUCUAAAAGGGAAGUUUUUUAUAUUAAUCAGUUUUAAGAAGCUGUGGAUGGAAAAAAUCUUGGUAUUGAAGAAAAUGACCCGAGAGAGGGUUGCCUGAGACUUUACUUACUUAUUGUAGAGGGAACCAACCUGAUUUGGACUGUGCAGGACAACUUAAGGAUUUUUAAAUUGUGGACAUGCUGUGGACCUGCCAAGCCUUCAACAGAGGUCUUCAUCAACAAAGUCCUGAAGACUUUGCAGCCUGUUGUAGACUCUGCUGGUCCGAUGUAGAUAUUGCAGAAUUGAAACAGACUUUGCAUACCAGUUUGCUGACUUUGUUUGACUGGUGUCAACGUUACGGGCCUGUUUUGAAUGUCUGUUGGUGACUUUGCAGCCUUGCUGUAGACUUUACUGACCUGCAUUUUCAAACUUUGGAUUUAAAGGACCUGGUGUAGUCCUCUUCCUGUAGACUUUAUAUCCCUCUCUUGAUGUUGUUGACCAGAAGAGUUGGUAGGGUUUUGGACUGUCUGUACCUGCUGCAGACUGUGUUGGACUGCAUAAACCAGAACACUGCCAACAUGGUCAUUUUGUCCCCUUCCAUUGGUAUCUGUAGAUAGAGGUGACUCUGCUUGUAAAAAGGACUGUCUUUACAUUAUUGCUUUAUUUAUGCUUUAUUUCAAAGUCACCAGAUUCUGAGGGUACUCCACUGGUCAUGCUAGCAUGCUAAGAUUUGAUGUUUGCCUGAGUAAAAUUCUUGUUUGUGUGUGUUCAAGGUGAAUCCCAGUGCGAGUCAUUAUCUUUGCCAACUUUAUCAUCGAAGGAGAGUGCGAGGUGAGUCGUGGUGUUUUUACAUUUGAACACCUGGUGUGACCCUCAGGUGCAGUUGGUACCAGAAAAACUGCCUGUUUGAAUAAUAAGGGCUGACCACAGUAAACGUAGCUCAUAUUUUACCGCACCACUCAGAGACAAAACCACAGUUGCAACACUUUAACAGUUUCUUUCACCUGUUGGGGGUCAGAAAUGUCAAGUAUACUGGUUCUUGUUCUCCUGGAGCACUCGCCAAGUUUUUUGUGUUUUGGGUGUUUUUCUGCAUCCAACUGCAUCAGUUCAUGCCUGACCUCCCCAGACAGGCAGCCAAUCCUUUUUUAUGCAUCUGAAUUCAAAACCUUGCCAGAGACAACUAGGACAUGUUGUAAACAGACUUUGUAAGGGACUAUUAAUAAACUUAAAGGGAAUUUUAAAAAUGUAAUUGUGAUAAUUUUUCACUUGAUAGAAAUCAAACAGCUGAUUACAGGAAUGGAAAAAGGUGCUCUGCUUUUUUAGAAUUAUUUUCAAUAAAUCAUUCACAUAAAUUUUUAAAAGUAGUUAAUACAAAGCUUAUUUUUUCAGCAUAACAUGACCAAAUAGUGUAUCAUUAUCACAAUCCAGUCAUGCUCAAACAUCCCCACAUACAUCACUCUCAAUUGUCCCAGGACCGCUUCACAAAAUUUGCCCGGAAAGCUCAGGGCCAAUCCAAACAGCUUCUUCUGGCACCUGCAGUCACGUCCUGCCUUCCCCAACUUCUGCUAUUUUCUUCUAUGAUAGAGUCAUAGAAGAAGAGUUAUCAUCACCCUGAGAGCAUUUGAGUCAAUAAUUUUCUGAAUAGGAAGAUUUGGGUUUGGAGUGAGACGGCUCAAACAUUUGUCUAACAAAAAGUCAGCUGCCUGUCCCUGACAGUCCUGAAAAACAGCCUUACUGGAUAACAAGCGGUUUUUGAACAAAGGUCUCAAUAGUCAAGGAUGUUUGACUGAGAAAAAUAUGAAACACAAUAAAGAAGUAUUUUUCCUCCAGUCAUUAAUCUACACCUGAAUUUUUAUUGUCUUAUCUCUUUCACAGUGAAGAAAUAAAACCAUCAGCUUUGGACAGCAGGCAACCAUCAGCCUCCUUCAACAACAGCCUACACCCUCCUAUCAGAAGACAGAUCUCUCUCUUUGGCUUCAGAACAAAACGUUCUGUCCUCAACAACAUAAUACCGCCCGUCAUCAGCAAACCAACGGUUCAAAAAAACAGCAAAAGGCCCAAAAGUACAACCAGUAACAAACCAAAGUGUCCUCAGAGAAAUAAGAAAAUUCAAAAAGUUCCCAUUAAGAAGAGAAAAAUUUGUCCUAAAAGAAAAAACUGGGCUGUGACUCUCAGGAUCAAGUCAAACCAUGACUCCAGAAAGAAUCCAGUAGAACCUGUCAAAAAGAAAACAAAAUGUCCCUUACAAAAGAAGAAGACUGUCAUGUCCAAUCAAAAACCAAAGUGUCCUCUCCACAAAACCAGAAGAAUAUCUGUCAACAACAGCAAACACAAGUGUCCAAUCGGCAAAAAACCAAAACCAAGACCAACAUGUCCUGUGAGAAAAACCUGGGCAGGUACCACCAGACAUGAGGCAAAAUAUUCCCUCAAAAACAUCCCAACGGUACCAGUCAAAAAGAAAACAAAGUGUCCCCUUAAACGGAAAUACACUGUUACCAUCAGCAAAAGAGCAAAGUCUCCUUCGAGUAGGACCAGAAAAGUAUCAGUCCACUUCAGCCCCUUCAUCAAAUACCAAAAAGUUCCUGCAAAGAAAACAAAAUGUCUCAUUAACAGAAAACAGCCACGUGUCAUUAGGAACACACCAAAAGUUCUCCUGAGCAUCAAACCAAAAUACGAGUUUGGAAACAAAAAGAAAUGUUCCCUUAGAAACGACCGAAAACUUCCUGUCAAGAAAAAAGCUAAAUGUGCUUUAGGUAAAAAUUGGGCAAUUACUUAUAGCAACAAACGGCAGGAUGGCAACAAACCCAAAGUUCAUGGUAAGAAUAAAUCCAAGUGUCGCUUGAGCAGUAACCAUAAAGCACCUGCCAAGAAAACAAAAAAAGUACCAGUCAAGAAACUAAAGAGUCCCAUUAGCAGGAGCCUGACAGUCACAAUCAGUAAAAAGCAAAAUACAGUUCCUGGCAACAAACAAAAGUGUACCAUCAAGAACAACCAAAAAGUACUUGUCAGAAAAAAGACUACAUAUCCCCUACACAAUCAAAAAGUUCCUGUCAAGAAAGAAAAAAAAUGCUCCCUCAGCAAGAAGAAAAUGUGGGUCCACAGUAAAACCCUAAGGUUACCUCUAGGUAACUUUAAGAAAUGCCCUGUCUCCAUCAAGCACCAACGUAGAUACAGCAGCAACCUAAAAGUGCCUGUGAAGAAAAAAACAAAAUUUCCCAGCAAAAACAAACGAAAAGUUCCUGCCUCGAAAAAUCAAGGGUGCUCCAUUGGAAAAAACUGGGCAAUGAAUAAAUCACAGUGUCCCCUCAGGAACAACCAAAAAGUCCCUGUUCGGAAAAAGACAACAUGUCCUUUACAUAAGAACUGGGCAGCCACCGGCAUAAACAAACCAAAGUGUCCUCUGGACAAAAAAAAAAAAGUUCCUGUCUUGAAGAAGGAAAAACCUCUUCUGGGGAACACCCCGACCAUUACCACUAGCAGUAAAACACAAUGUGGCAAUAAACAAAAGUGUCCAUUUGAAAAUCAAGUAAAGCCCCCUUCCAAAGAAAUAUCAACGUCCAGCACCAAAGAAAAAGUUCCCACCAGCAGCAAAGUCAAACUGUCAAACAGGGACAAACUCAGGAUCCUGAUUCACUUCGAACUUUAUCUCUUAAUCAGUCUCAGAUCUAGACUGUGUCUGCCUUGCAGAAGAUCAGCAUUUCAGUCACUACUCCCUUACUACUUAAGACAACUUUCCCAAUCAAUAUUCCCGUUCUACUUUAGACCACCUUCUCAAUCAGUAUACCCGUUCUACUUUAAACCACCUGCUCUAUCAUUGCAUCCGCUCUCCUUUAAACUACCUUCUCAACAGAGCACAGGGAACACCCCCUUUACGUUUGAAAGUACGAUCUGUGAGGGAAGGCUGGGCCAGUUUCAGUGUCGUAAGUCUCAUUCACGCUCACCACGUUUUAUUUUGGUGUUUAGUCUGUCUGUUUUAUGGCUGAUUUUCGUUCUUUUGUUCUAGCUAACGGAGAGAGGAUCCGGAUAGAGUCAGCUGUCUAUGGUCGUCAGAAUAUUCACACCUGUAUGACCUUCAGCAUUUAUGGGAAAAAACUAAACACCAACUGCAAGCGUGACGUCACUGCCAUCCUGAGCAAUAUGUAAGACUUUUUGGUUAUUUCAAGAGAUCUGUGAUAAUGCUGAAACGUUUGUUCAUUAGAGUCCAGGGAUCUGAUGAAGACCUGACUUUCAAAGCUGCGGUGAUUCUGAGCAGGUGUCUGGUUGUCCAUGUGGGUAUUGUGGCAAACCCUAAUGGUGUUCUUGAUCAUCAAGGUUUCCUAUUCCACUCAGUCCUUGGGAUCUUUGAUUAGGCUCUUGAUGGGGGCUCACAAGGUUUUGGAUCCAGUCAAGUGGCUCAUGAAGAGGUUCCAGUGGUUAUUGUUUUGGUUUUUGGUCAUUUGUUCAAGCCCUACUGGUCCUUGUUGAGAUGUUUGAUAAGGAUGUCCUAGAAAUGCUGUUGUCAUGGUCCUUGUGUAUCUGCCUGUUAAUCAUUGACAAGUCUUUUGUGAAGGACAGUUUGAGCACACUAAACGGAGGUCAUUAAGUCCUCAUUACAGUCCAGGUUUUCCUGAUUCAAUUUCUGUGGUUCUUGAGUUGGUUCUGUUGGUACUAUGUCCUUGUUGUCCAUGAUGGGGUAGGAAUACUCUGGAUGCAGUCCUUUAAGUACCUAAUGCAGUCCUGGUAAUUCUUGGUUACCUUAAUGGAUUAUGAUGAUCCUUGUUUAAUCUAGUUCUUGUUUUCCUCAUAAGGUUCUUGUUAAGGAUGUACUGAUGGUGCUUGGAGCAUUGCAGUAGACCUUGAUAAGGUUUUGACUGUUUUUUUUGUGAUAUUCUCAUUAGUCUUUGUUCGUUCUAGUCCUAGGUGUCAUUAGCAAUGAGGUUCUAGCUUUGGUAUUACAAUUCUUGAUGAGUUUUGGUGGUUGCUGCAAAUUCAAGUGGUCCUUGGUUACUUUUGUUGAUAAUCUAGAGGUUUCUGUGGCAGUACAGCUCUGGUUGAGGUUGUAGACCUUGAUAUUAUUCCGUGGUUCUUGGGGCUGUGGUAUUGGUGCAGGAAGUAGAGCAGCUGUUCUUAAUGACAUUCUUGGUACUUGCUAAAAAGGACGUGCAAAUGCGAUCGUCGUUGACGAUUCGGUUCAGGUGGUUCUAGUGGCCCUUUUCCAGCCUAGUUGUAGUUGUCCCUGAUGUCCUUGAUUUGGUGGUGGAGGUCCUUUAUGGGGUUUGGUUGAUCUCCACUUGGGAUCUUUCUCAGACCAAAGUCUCCAUGAGGAUGAGAAGGUCUCCUGGUGAACUUGGAGCUUCAGGCUGCUGAAUCACUUGGUUUAAACCAAUGACGUGUUCUCUCUUUCAGGUGUAACAAUAGGACACUGUGCUACAUCUAUGUGGACAAUGAGGAGAUGGGAGGAGACCCGUGUCCAAACACCUACAAAUACUUGACCUUUACCGCCAGCUGUGUGUAAGUGGUGAAAUAUUCUGUAUCAUCACAUUCAUGCCUGAUUCCUCUACAUGUUGACCCUUAAAUAGCAAACAGAAGGUGAUUUUGUUUAUUAUCUUCAGGGCCUGACAUCAACACCAGCCAAUCUGUCAAAUUCAGGUAGAUCUCACCUAUGACGGCUAACACAGUCAUUCCCAUGACCAACACUGGCCUAUAAACUUUUCAUUGUACUCUUUUCAGAAGGCAUCUGGAAUAAUAAACUGUUGGCACUAUGACGCUGCAGCUCUCAUGAGCACUUCCAGCACAGAGUUGUACUGCUUCAGUUCAUUCAUGAAGCCUGUUAGUUUGCUGGUGAUGACCUGCAUUAUAACUUAGUGAUUGGAAGUCUCUCAGUCCACCAUGUCAAAACCAGUGAUGGUUUUUCCAGUUUGGCUUCAUUGACAUCUCUAUCAAACCAGCAGUUCUCUUUGGCCAAUAAGCAAACUUUGUCUAAUGGGGUGUAACUUUGGGAAACCACAAACUACGGUGGCUGGUGAGCAGGAAAGUUGAUGUCAAGCCCUGGUUAUGUUUGUCAUCCAACUCACAUUACUUCUUUUGUUUUCUGCACAUCCAGAACCUGACGACUGUCUCUUCACAUUGUGAGGAUUGUCAGUGGUCCUCAUUUGCAUCCAAACGCCUGAGAGUUUUGAUUGGUUGCAUUGGUUUUAGCCAUUCCUGCACAGUGAAACUGCAGCACAGAUAAAACUGGAGAAGUUACUUGAUUGUUGCAGCACCACCUUGAGCUAACAUGCUGUAUUUUACUGUUUAUUCUGUCAACUGUCAACCUGGUUUAGUAAUUUAGUUUUACAUGUUUAAUUUAAUCAUUUUCCCAUUUCGUAUUCUGUCUGAUGGUCCAAUUCGCAAAACAUCCUGCCCGAAUGAUAUUUGAACACAUAACUCUGUUAACCCUCUGCUGCUCUGCACAGUUUGCUCUUGUUUUGCGCCUUAACCUGUCGACGAACCAUCAGCAUCAUCUCUUGCUCUCUAUACGCUCUUAUUCUGAUGGAGUUCAAAUCCAUCAACACCCAAAUGAUGAAGUUCAUUGAUAAAGCUGUUUGUAAAUUGGACCAAUUUGAAAGUAAUUGCAUUAGAAUAGUCAAAUGUGGCCCUGACAGCACAUUUGCAGCUUUGCGCUCUGUUUUAUCUGCAGCAGUUUGUUGCAUUUAACCCUUUGUGUGCUUUGUGAAUUGGACGGUUUCUUUGACUUCUAUGCUUAGCGGACUAGAUCAGGCUCAAAACUUUUACCUUCUCUGUUUGCUCCAUUUCUUUUGGAACCCCUAUAGUCCACCCCAAAUUAUGAAUUUGUCGAAACAACUUAAUAACUUGUGUUGAAAAUAUUAAAGCAUUGAUGAUAACUGUCUUUCUGAAAAAAAAAAACUACUGUCUACUGUAACAUACAGGGAGCAAUAGUGGUUCUUUACAGU
Molecule: messenger RNA, 7927 nt
Organism: Xyrichtys novacula (pearly razorfish)
Lineage: Eukaryota; Metazoa; Chordata; Actinopteri; Labriformes; Labridae
Source: the annotation of a GenBank genome assembly